ACCAGUAUGCGCAUUGCUGUGUCAUUCAGCCAUGUUAUAGAUUUUUUCAACAAAGUUCUAAAGAUUGAAACGUACUUUUCUCGCCAAAUCCGAUAGAAGCUCAGUAUUUCUUCAACAAAAACACGGCUCAAUGAAAAUGAAAGGAGACGUAGAAAUGAAGGAGGAAAAGUCUUCAAAGGAAGAAAGUAUUAACGGGAAUGGCGAGACUCCAAAAGCAGAACUUUCCGUAGAGGAGAAGGAAAAACUUAUCCUUGAAGAUAUGAAAGAGCACGUAAAGUGCAUAGAGAAGGCUGUAUCUGCCAAGGAACCAAGGUUUAUGCUGAGAGCAAUGCGAGCCAUCCCAGGAACAAGAAAGAAGUUGAAGCACUCUAUUCUGAGGAAACUUAUUUGUGGCUACAUGCCUAUUGCAUCUUCAAACAGAGACAGCCUUUUAGCUUAUCUAGAUGAGCCCAUGGAUACAGAAGAGAGUGGACUUGCCUUCCGGCCCCGCAGUGCCAAGGCUGCAAGCCUCCCCCUUUUACCUGAGCUAGACACCUACUUCCAUCUAUUGAUUGUUAUUCAUCUUCUGGACACUAAGUGUUAUAACAAGGCUUUAGAGUGCUCUAAUGAUCUGAUGCAAAAGACUCAAGGAAUGAACAGGCGUUCCAUGGAUGCCUUGCUUGCAAAGUGCUAUUUUUUCCACUCAAGAGCAUAUGAGGUCACUGAUAGGCUCAAGGAUAUCAGAAGCUUCCUUCACAGUAAGCUGAGGACAGCAACACUUCGCCAUGAUGAUGAAGGACAGGCCUCCUUACUUAACUUGCUUUUGAGGAACUAUCUGCACUACAAUCUCUACGAUCAGGCAGACAAGCUGGUGUCAAAAUCUUCAUUCCCAACCACUGCUUCGACUAAUGCAUGGGCCCGUUAUCUUUAUUACACAGGUAUUAUAAAGGCCAUUCAGUUGGAUUACACCGAAGCACACAAGAAUCUCCUUCAGGCAAUAAGAAAGGCACCACAAAACUUUGCUUAUGGCUUCAAACAGACAGCCCAUAAGUUUGCCAUUGUGGUGGAGUUAUUGCUUGGUGAGAUUCCAGACAGGGCAAUCUUCAGACAGCCCUUCCUGCGCAAGACACUUAUGCCUUACUUCCAACUGACAAAAGCUGUCCUGAAUGGAGAUCUAAAGGUCUUCAAUCAAGUUGUUGAGAAAUUCAAAGAGCGCUUCUUGGAGGAGAAGACAUACACGAUUAUUAUCAGACUACGCCAUAAUGUCAUCAAGGCUGGCGUUCGCAUGAUAAAUCUCUCCUACUCAAAAAUCUCUUUUGUUGACAUUGCCCAAAAGCUACAACUGGACAGCCCUGAAGAUGCAGAGUUCAUUGUGGCAAAGGCUAUUCGUGAUGGGGUCAUUGAAGCCUCAAUAGACCAUGAGAAGGGAACUGUUCAGUCCAAGGAAAACGUGGAUAUCUACUCAACAAACGAGCCACAGGGUGCAUUUCACCAGAGGAUUAGCUUCUGCUUGGAUAUCUAUAACCAGUCAGUCAAGGCCAUGCGCUUCCCCCCUAAAUCGUACAGCAAGAACUUGGAAUCAUUUGAGGAACAAAGGGAGAGAGAGAAACAAGAUAUGGAACUUGCAAAGGAGAUGGCUGAGGAAGAUGAUGACUUCCCCUAAGAAUGCUAGGGAAUUUGUGUGUGUUUGGGUGGAUUUUGUGCAUAAUAAAGAAAUAGAGACAUGA
This is a messenger RNA of Nematostella vectensis (starlet sea anemone), 1706 nucleotides long. RefSeq names its product 26S proteasome non-ATPase regulatory subunit 3. Gene Ontology annotation, molecular function: enzyme regulator activity. Gene Ontology annotation, biological process: regulation of protein catabolic process; ubiquitin-dependent protein catabolic process. The transcript has 15 exons. Gene Ontology annotation, cellular component: proteasome complex; proteasome regulatory particle, lid subcomplex. Lineage: Eukaryota; Metazoa; Cnidaria; Anthozoa; Actiniaria; Edwardsiidae. Bases 131 to 1642 code for a protein of 503 amino acids. The record is from RefSeq and is a predicted model, not a curated record.